AUUUUGAUGGCUAAAGGAUAAGAAGUUAAAGUAUUGCCAGAAGAGAAGGAUGCAUUGGAGAAAUUAAGAAAAGCAGUAUCGAUGAUAAUUAGUACUGGGAGUAUUGAUUUUGCAGCGAUUUUAAAAUUGAUUCAAUAGAAAAAGGUUUUCAUUAAUUAAAUUGCAACUGAAUUAUAUAAGUAUCUUUUUGUGAUAUAUGAAAGUUUAACUAAACAAAAUUUAAAAGAAAAAAAUGUAGUCUAAUUGGUUUUCUUAAUUGAUUACAUUUGCAAGAGUGAUGUAAAAGAUUUCAAAACAGCCAUUAAGUUCUACAUUGUCAAGCUCUUUGUCAAAGUUUACAAGAAUUAGAAGGAGUUUGGAUGUGAUCUAUUAAAAUUGAAAACUGUAUUUAAAAGCUGGGUAUCCAUUUCUUAAACAUCAUAGUUAAACAUCUUUCCAUUGCCUACUUUAAUCGAAAUCAGCAAUAAAGUCCAAUUAGAAUUGAAGGAUGAUUUGGACUAGUUACCCCACGAGAAGUUAGAAGAACUCAAGAAGUAUUACAAAAGUUUGAAUGUAAGCGGGGUUGAGCCAUUUUUAAAUGUAUUCUAAUUUGAUAAUUUCCUUAGGGAACCUACAAAAAACCACCCGGAGCGAAGAGACCAAUGGAAGAUUAGGUCGUUAAGAAGAUCAAAUAAGAAUAAAAAUUUUAACAAACCUAAAGGGUUAAUGUAGACAACAUACAAUAAAAGCAAAUGAAUCUAUCCUAAUUGCAACACAAUUUAUAAGGGCAUCAAUAAAUUUAUCCAUCAUAGAUAAUUCAUCAUAAUUAAACUAAUCAAACAUCUAGUUCUUAACAGUUUAGAAACCUCCAACCUCCCCAGAUGGUUACUUAUACACCUUAAAAUACUCUGCAAAAUAAUUUUCCCUAUUUAAUCCCUUUUUAUCAAAAUCAGACAUCUUAAGGGACAAAUUUGGGUCACACUCAUCCUCAACCUUCUUAAACACAUUAGCAAGUGUCAUCUCAACAGCAACGUCAAACUCAACAAGGAUAAGACCUCACUAUGCAGUUUACUUAAUAAAACCCUUUAAUUAGUUAAUAUGCUCAAUUAUAAGGAAACAAUCAAUAUCAAUAACAAUAAUAAUAACAACAAUAGCAGUAAUAAUAGUAGUAACAAUAACAAUACUAAUAAUAGCAAUAAACAUAGUAGUAACAAUAGUAAUAAUAAUAGUAACAACCAUAAUAAUAGUAAUUACCAUAAUAAUAGUAAUAAUAAUAAUAACAAUAAUAAUAACAAUAACAAUAGUAAUAUUACUCGCAAUAGCAAUAAUAAUCCUUAAAUAAUUAAAAAUAAAUAAAUAUCCCGAUAGAUCCAAAUACAACUACGACAGUAUUUGGUUCACUAUUCUAAUAUUUUACUGGGUAACUGUAGGCUCGACAUGAGUUAGUUAAUAAGGAAACAGUAAAGGAUUUUUUAAAGUAACUUAUUUGUAUGACAUAUUACUAGAAAAUAGAUAUCAUCAUCAGAGUUACUCUCAAAUCCUAAUCGUUAUGGAACUUUAAUAAAAUGCCCAACAUGCUUUAUGAGAUUUAGAAAUUAGAGUGCCUACAUUUAACAUUUGAAUAAUCAUGCAAGUUAUCAAUUAGAGAAGCUAAGGGAAGAUUAGAAAAAGGAAAUUCAGAUGAGCUGCUCUAGUGAAGUAAUAUUCUUUUUCAUAUAUAGGAAUGGAUGUCAUCAAACUAAACCAUAAAGGAAAGCAAAAAUUAAGAAAGAAAUUAUUCCAUAGAUUUGGAUAAACUGAAUAACUCAAACUGUGCAUUUUGCUUAGAGAAAUUUUAAGGUCGUUGGGAUUCAAAAAAUUGUAAAUGGAUUUAUGAGAACGUCAGAAAUUUCAUUUUAGAAUCAAAUGAUUUUGAUGACCCUUAAUUAAUUUCGAUUCAUUAAAAAUGCAAUGAAGUUUUAAAUGAAAUAAAUGCUUGA
Messenger RNA from Paramecium octaurelia, 1958 nucleotides. The record is from the annotation of a GenBank genome assembly. Lineage: Eukaryota; Ciliophora; Oligohymenophorea; Peniculida; Parameciidae.